AUGAAAGCAAGCCACGGCAGGCUCUACCCACGUCAUCCCAGCUCCCACAGCUUCCUCCCCAUCGCGCCGCGACCAUCGAGCAAAAGUCGCGCCGAGAAAGACGCCGGUCCAUCGUCCGUGUCCGGUGCGGAGGUCUCGUCGGCCGCGGUCUCACGCUCCGGGUCCAUCUCUGCGGCAUCCGUGUCGUCCUCGUCGCAGACUCCGCCUAUUCACGGUUCGAAAGCCUCGUCCUCGCGCCGCUCCAAGACCCGCGGCAGUAGUGUUGGGGAGUGGUCCGGUUCCGAGGGAUCAGGCUCCGGAACCGAAGCGUAUGGUGGUCGUCUCGGUCGUCUGUGCCCGUCGACCUCUUCCUCCAUCGCCAGUGCCAGUGCCAAUGCCAGUGUCAAUGUCUCUGUCCCCGUCUCCUCGGUCGAGAUGAGUCGGGCCGGAUCGACCGAAGGAAUGGCUCUCGCAUCGGGAUCCGAGUCUUUAACCAUGGAUCCUACCAUGUGCGGAACCAUCUUUGAUCCAAUGUACUCGCUUGUCCCGGCCAUGUCGGCCGUCUCCACGGCCGCCGAGUUGGUCGCCAACAUCCCCAUCCUCAGUCCCAUGGAGGAAGUCAAUCCGUUUGAUUUCCCUCUCGAUCACUCGCUCCGCCUCGGCGACCGAGCGCUAGAAUACCUGGACGAUCUGAACAUGGACGUGGAUCUGACCGAAGGAUUGACGGACGAAGUCUUCGCCGUAGAAGACUGGUCCCGAUAUAUGUGGUCGCCGGAAACCGGGUUCGAACAUCUCGAUACAGACUAUCCGGCUACAUCUCAAUAA
This is a messenger RNA of Penicillium oxalicum, 804 nucleotides long. RefSeq lists its product as uncharacterized. The record is from RefSeq and is a predicted model, not a curated record. The transcript is spliced from 2 exons. Bases 1 to 804 code for a protein of 267 amino acids. Lineage: Eukaryota; Fungi; Ascomycota; Eurotiomycetes; Eurotiales; Aspergillaceae.